AUGUUGGCAAAAUACUUUUGUUUAGUGUUCUUAGGGUCAUUGUUAACCGUUGUUGAAUCCUCGGCCUUUUAUCGUCAUGGAUAUGGCAGAACUGAGAGUAUUGUGCAACAGAACACGUCUUUAAUUCGACAGAAGCGAGACGAGGAGUGUAGUAAAAACGAAUUCGAAUGCAAUGACGGAACGUGUGUACAGCGCGGCAACAGCGAUUGUGAUGGGGUGUACGAUUGCUCAGACGGCAGUGACGAAGAUUUUGCACUGUGCAGAGAGAGAAAUUGUCAUAAAAUGCAGUUUAGGUGCAACUAUGGCGCAUGUAUCUCCAUUUUCGAAGUGUGUGACCAUAACAGAAACUGCGUGGAUGGCUCCGAUGAACUGCUGCACCGAUGUAAUGGCGGACCGUUAAUAGUUGGGGAACAGUUUAAAUGCCAAAACGGUCAAUUAAUUCCGAAAGGCGGCCGUUGCAAUGGCAUCGUUGAUUGUGCUGAUGGUUACGACGAGAGUAUCGCUGCUUGUGCCGAGUUCACUUGCCAGCCUGGUCAGUUCCAGUGCGAAUAUGGAGGAUGUGUCGAUGGUAGCGCCCAGUGUAAUGGUACAGCUGAAUGCCGUGACGGAUCCGAUGAAAAACUUGGGAUAUGCGGAACGUUGUCUUUUGUCAAAGUUAGCAAUCUCACCAGCGGCACCACAGAGCCUCCUGUGAGCACUAAUAAAUGUAUACUACCUCGUCAACCAGAAAACGGAGUCUAUAAGAUAAUCAGCGAUACCAACCCCAGUGACGCUGACUACGUGUACUUGAAGUACGAAUGUUAUCCAAGAUUCAAACUUGUCGGGGAAUCCAAAGUCUUAUGUUGGAGAGGCGAUUGGCCAGAAAUAAUGCCGUACUGUGUUCAAACCUGUCCCUUGGCAAAGCAUCCUAGUAUAGAGUACCAAUGCACCGAAGAAGGCACCGAAAUGCCCAGAGAAUGCAACGACGAGGAGAUCGAUGGGACAGUCAUCAAGCCACUCUGUAAACAGCCACAUUACUACUCCCCCGUAGAAUUGCCUUACAUGCAAUGUAAUCAAGGAAGCUGGAGCUCUGGACCUAUUUGUGCGGCAGAAUGCGGCACGUUAACGGCAAAAUUUACACCUCUUGUGCUGGGAGGGGAGACAGCAAAUUUUGGUGAUGUACCAUGGCAUGCAGGAAUAUACAAAAAGCAUUCAACCACGGGAGUACACGAGCAAAUCUGUGGUGGUUCGCUGAUCAGCAACACUGUCAUUUUAACAGCUGCCCAUUGCUUUUGGAACGAACACAAAAAAAAGAUUGAGGACGAAUCUAAUUACGCAGUGGCUGUUGGGAAGCUUUAUCGGGAAUGGUAUAAUCCCAAAGAUGAACACUACGCGCAGAAAUCAAAUAUAUCAAAGAUCGUAGUACCGAAGCUGUUUCGAGGGAUAGAACUGGACUACCAUCACGACAUUGCCGUGGUGAUAGUGUCGAAACCAUUCCUAUAUAAGUUGUACGUUCGACCGGUUUGUUUGGACUUCAGGGAGGAUUUCAACAACGAACAACUGAAGACCGGUAAAUUAGGAAAGGCUGCUGGUUGGGGUCUCACUUCCGAGUAUAGAGGGUCACAGUCCCAAGAACUGAAAGUAAUAGACCUGCCAUACGAAGACGAAGAGAGAUGCCUGAACGUGACUUCGCGACCUUUGCUGCAGUACGUUGUAUACGACAAGAUCUGCGCCGGCUCGUUAGAGGGUGAGGCUCUAUGCAGAGGCGACAGCGGUGGCGGAUUGGCUUUCCCCUCCGAGAUAUCCGGGGUGGAGAGAUAUUAUCUACGGGGCAUCGCUUCCACAACCCCCUUGCUGCGUAGCGACAUAUCGUGUAACGUCAACUCUUUGACUAGUUUCACAUCCAUCAUAAAGUACCAGGAGUUUAUAAAGCGAUAUUGGUACCCAUAA
This is a messenger RNA of Parnassius apollo (apollo), 1929 nucleotides long. The record is from the annotation of a GenBank genome assembly. NCBI's taxonomy places the organism in Eukaryota, Metazoa, Arthropoda, Insecta, Lepidoptera, Papilionidae.